AAAAAUCCUACAAUUAUCGACAAGUAAAAUAUAUUAUAUCGAUAAAAAAUCAAGCCAGAUAUAGUCAUGGAAUCGCUGGACGAAUAUUUAGAGACUGUGGCUGGUUAUAUAUUCGAUAAUGAUAAAUUGGUAACAUAUAAGUGGCUGAGUAAAGAGCUAGAAGUCCAUGUCAAUAUUGCCAAACAGAUUUUAUGGGAAUUCUGGGAACGAAACAAGAACGAAAAGACCUUCGAUUGUACUUUCCUAAUAAUGGGUAUUCUAGAAAAUGGUGGUAUUUCUGUAGAAGUUGUAAAGGAGAAAGAUUUAUUAAAAGCAAAAGAAAAGUUUACCCAAAUUGUCUCUGAACAUGUUUAUAGUCUCCAGAAAAUGCUUUCUGACAUACAGGUACUUGGACUAGCUGAAACUGGAGAUAUUAGAUACAGUGCUAUUAAGUGUUUUGAAAACAAUGAGCGUAGUGCCGAAGAGAUGCAUGUAUUACGCUGGGGUUCAGCAUCCAAAGAAAUACAGUUAGUUCCUCAAGAAACAGCAAAAUCUGUACCUGAGCCUGUUAAAGAGAAAGAAGAACGUAGUCCGGAGAAAAAAUUGAGUGAUACAAAGAAAAAUAAUCAAAAGAAAGGUUUCAACAAUCUUUUUGGCAAAGUUGGUAACAAACAAAAGAGUCCUUCGUCAGCAUCAUCUAAAACAGACGAAGUAGAUAGGUCUAAUCAGACGAAACAGUCACCCAAGAAAAGUGCGGCCGAGUCAUCUAAAAAGAAUGCGCAGAAGGGUGGACUUGGUAGUUUCUUACAGCAAGGUAAGAAUCAAGUCAAAUCCGCAAAUGCUGUGUCUUCGGAAACCAAGGAAGUAGAAGAGAAAGUAGCAGAGAAAGCUACUUUCAAAAGUAAGGAUAGUAAAAAGGAAAUUACACGAGGGAAAAAACGUAAUCGGAGCAAAGAGGGCAGCUCCGCUACUAAAAAACGAAAGCGCAUUGCAGUACUUAGUGAUUCCAGUGAAUCUGAAUCCGACGAAGUACAAGAAAACCCACCAUCCCCUUCCCCAGAGAAAGUGUCGCCUGUCAGGAUACGUUCUCCGUCUCCGCCGAAAGUUAAACUAGACGGCGGCAAACGCAAAGUUUUAAAAAUGGUAGACAAAACGUUUGAAGAGGAUGGAUAUUUGGUAACGAAAAAGGUACACGUUUAUGAAAGUGUGUCGGAGGAUGAGCCAGAAGAGAAGGAACCAAAAAAAUCUGUAACACCCGAGUCUCGUCCUGAGCCUAAAGGAAAGAAGAUCACGAAACAAACGACAUUAAUGAAUUUUUUUAAAAAGUCGUAGCAUACGUUGUAAUUUUUUACAGCUUGCGUGGGAACUAUCAGAUGCACCAAUGUGUAAUUCAUUAUAUUUUUUAAUUACUAGACGAUCUACUUUAAAGUAAAAAUAUCUUU
Molecule: messenger RNA, 1421 nt
Organism: Dufourea novaeangliae
Lineage: Eukaryota; Metazoa; Arthropoda; Insecta; Hymenoptera; Halictidae
Product: DNA polymerase delta subunit 3-like
Exons: 2
Coding region: 67-1311 (414 amino acids)
Biological process (GO): DNA strand elongation involved in DNA replication; DNA synthesis involved in UV-damage excision repair; nucleotide-excision repair, DNA gap filling
Cellular component (GO): nucleus; delta DNA polymerase complex
Molecular function (GO): DNA-directed DNA polymerase activity
Source: RefSeq, a predicted model, not a curated record